Molecule: messenger RNA, 1671 nt
Organism: Trichoderma virens Gv29-8
Lineage: Eukaryota; Fungi; Ascomycota; Sordariomycetes; Hypocreales; Hypocreaceae
Exons: 7
Coding region: 1-1671 (556 amino acids)
Biological process (GO): fatty acid biosynthetic process; secondary metabolite biosynthetic process
Molecular function (GO): phosphopantetheine binding; oxidoreductase activity; fatty acid synthase activity
Source: RefSeq, a predicted model, not a curated record
AUGUUCCGUUUGAGAUGCUUCCGGACUUUCCUGCGCAACUCUGAAGGCAUGUUUGAGAAAGUUCCGGAUACUUUAUCGUUUGAGGGUGCUGCCUCAAUUGCUUUUGUAUACUCCACCGUGCACUACUCGUUGUUCCAUGAGGCACGCUUGGAACGCGAUGAGACUAUACUGAUUCACGCUGCUUCUGGUGGUCCGGGACAGGCCGCGAUUAUCCUUUCCCAACAGAUUAGCGCUGAGAUUUUCGUUACUAUGUCUUUAGAAACCAAGAAACAGUUCUUGAUUGACACGCACGGUAUUCUGCCCGACCACAUUUUCAACAGCAGAGAACACAGCUUUGCUGCCGGAAUCAAGCGAAUGACAAAUCAAAAGGGGGGAGAUGUUGCUUUGAACUCGUUAGCUGGCGAGGUUUUGAGACAAACGUGGCUCUGCGUUGCGCCGUCUGGCCGCUUUAUCGAGCUUAGCAAGAAAGACAUUGUUGGCAAUACCAAUAUGGACAUGAGCAAGUUCAUGGACAACAUUGCUUUUAUCGGUGUUAACAUGCUUUCUAUCAAAGUGGCCUUCUGUAUCAUGCAAUCUGGAAAGCGCAUUGGCAAGAUGGUUCUCAGUACCGGCCCUGAAGACCUUGUUCCGAAGAGCAAGCCAUAUCCAUUCUCUCAGGAUGCGAUAUACAUGAUUCUAGGAGGUCUGAGUGGUUUAGGUCGUUCGAUUGCCGCUCGGACAGUGGACCAAGCUGCACGACAUGUCGUUUUUACAAGCCGCCCGGGAGCAACCACGCCGCACGCUUGCAAGCUUGUGGAUGAACUGACCAAGAAGGGAGCCAAGAUUCUAGCAUUUGCAUGUGAUAUUAGCAAUUUCUCGGAAUUCAAAGACGUGUUGAAGACUGUGAAGGACAACAAUUUCCCGCUAAUCAAGGGUGCCAUCAACUGCGCCAUGCAACUUCAGGACGUGUUAUUAAAAAAUAUGACCCUAGAGGACUACAAUGCAGCUAUCCGACCAAAGAUUUACACCACUAAGAAUUUACAUAAUCUUCUGCCGAGAGACGUGGAUUUCUUCAUCUGCCUUUCGUCAACUAGCGGUAUCGUUGGAUCUCGCGGACGAGGCAAUUACAAUGCUGGUCUACCAGCAACUAGUAUGAACCUCGGUAUUGGUGUAGGCAUCACGGCGGAACGCGGAGAGAUUCUGUCGUACCUCAAGACCGGAGCCAUGAUUGGUCUCCACGAGCAAGAAGUCUUGGCUGUCGUCCAAGCUGUCAUGUCGGGCAAAAUGCCAAUCCAAGCCGUCGUUGGCCUUGCAACUGGUGGUCACCAUCUCGAGAAGAAUGGACACGAAGGCGACUCGGGUGACUCGGGUGCUGAUUUGCAGGCCGUGCUACGAGCAGCAAGCACCUUGGCGGAGGCAGCGGAUGCCGUUUGUGUGGCUCUUGUUCGCAAGUUGGCCAAGGCCAUGAUGGUGGAGAUUGAAGAGCUUGAUCCAACACGGCCAGCGAACUCCUAUGGUGUCGACAGUUUGGUUGCUGUCGAGGUCCGUGCCUGGGUAUUUAAGGAGGUGAAGAGUGAUGUUUCAGCGUUUGAUAUUCUGAGUAAUAUGCCCUUGCAACCUUUGGCAACCAAGAUUGCUGCAAAGUCGUCCCUUUUACCCCCGACGAUCUCGGACACAGAAGAUGACGCAUAA